UUGCAAAUGAUACAUGCACACAUUUUACCAUUUCAUUGUACUGCUGCUGUUUUAUGUACGAGUCGCUUUCCUCACGUGGCCGACAAGGUUUUCGGUAAGCGAGAAUGACAUCAUUCUGCAUGAUCGACGAUUAAGCGAGAUGAUCGACGGAUGUAGAUCUUCUACUGAUCGGAUCUACAGGCGACCAAAUACGAGGCAUCCAAGCUUAUUCACCCUGAGAAGUGCCAUUCUGCAGCAGACAUGACACUGAAAAAAAGAACAAGAAUUGGGACUCUUAGCAAGGAAAAACGCGAUCAUUUGAACGACAAUGACUUACAGAUGGCUGUGGACUCGGUUACAUUGGAUGAAAUUGUAGAUGACUCGCCUCCUAGAAAGAUUUUUGAAAGUGGAAAAUGGAAAGAAUCAAUUUCUCGCGUUGUGAAGAGUGUUGUUUCCAUUCGUUUUAGCCAAGUUGCUUCUUUUGAUACGGAUGGAGCGCAAACGGGUGAAGCUAGUGCUUUCAUUGUGGAUGCUGAAAAUGGAUAUAUGAUGACCAACCGUCAUGUUGCCUGUGCUGGUCCAUUUGUGGGUCGCGCCGUCUUGGACAAUCACGAGGAAGUCGAGGUUUAUCCCAUCUACCGAGAUCCCGUGCACGAUUUUGGUAUUCUAAAAUUUGACCCUAAGAAGAUUCGGUAUAUGAAGGUUCAGCAACUCGAGAUGCGUCCAGACCUUGCCAAGGUUGGCAAGGAAAUUCGCGUUGUCGGUAACGAUGCUGCUGAGAAGUUGAGUAUUCUUGCUGGCUGGAUUUCACGUGUUGAUCGCAAUGUUCCCGAAUACGGCGAGUACACGUACUGUGACUUUAACACGAGCUACAUUCAAGCUGCUGCGAACGCUAGCGGGGGCUCUAGUGGAAGUCCUGUAGUGGACAGCAACGGCUAUGUGGUAGCUUUGCAAGCAGGCGGGCACCUUAUGGCUGCUACCGAUUACUUUUUGCCUUUAGACAGACCAUUGCGUGCUCUUCGUUGUUUACAGCAAAACAAGCCCAUCACUCGGGGAACCAUACAAGCCCAGUUACUCAUGAAACCGUUUGACGAGUGUUCUCGUUUCGGUUUGCCUUCGGACGUUGAAAAGCGCGUUCGUAAGCUGUUCCCCGAAGCAACGAAUAUGCUUGUCGUUGAAAACGUGCUUCCUGAAGGACCGUCAUACCAAAAGCUCCAAGAGGGUGAUAUUCUCUUGUGUUUGAAUGGUUCAUAUUUGGUGAACUUGAUUGAGUUGGAAAGCGUAUUGGACGAGUUAGUUGGGCAAGAUGUUCAGUUAACCGUUCAACGUGGACCUGAAAAAGUCGAGCUUACUAUUACGGUUGGCAACACGCAUGCAAUUGCCCCCGAUCGCUAUGUCGAGGUGUGUGGGGCGACGUUUCACAAUCUUUCUUACCAGCUUGCCCGCCAGUAUGCUCUUCCCGUUAGACGAGUUUUUAUUAGCGAACCUACGGGUUCUUUCUAUUUGGAAGGAUCAGACUAUGGUUACCUCCUUGAAAGUAUAGCGCACAAGCCUGUACCAGACUUGGACGCUUUCAUUGAAGUUAUGAAAACAUUACCAGACCGCAAACGAGUCGUGGUAACUUACCGCUUGAUUCAUGAUAUGCACACUUUGUGCACUGCCGUAGUGGAUAUUGACCGUCACUGGGCAAGGGCUUUUCGUCUUGUUGUUCGUAAUGAUCAAACAGGUCUUUGGGACUUCACUAACUUGGCGGAUCCUGUGCCUUCUGAAGUAUUACAGCCUCAAACGGCGUCCAUUCCUCGCAUUGAUGUCGAGAGCUUCGGCCCCACAGCAGGUCUUGUGAACUGUUUUGUAACGGUAGACUGCUAUUUGCCUGUCCGCUUGGAUGGUUAUCCUAGAAGCCGCAGCAAAGGAACUGCCUUAAUCUUGGACACUGAACGAGGUUUAGCUGUAACGAGUCGUUAUACUAUUCCCUUUGAAAUGCUUGACAUCAAUAUCACCAUCGCGAAUUCCGUUGUCAUUCCUGCAAAAGCUGUAUUCUUACAUCCUACCCAAAACCUUGCUUUUAUUCGCUACGAUCCAAAAUUGGUUGGUGACACACCUCUUAGAGCCGCAAAGCUUAGCGACGUUCAAGUGCAACAGGGUGACACUGUUAACUUUUUUGGAUUCAAUGUAAGAUCAAGAGUGAUGGCCGCAAGAACUUCCAUUAUUGACAUAACAACUCAUGUUAUACCUCACAACCUAAUGCCUCGUUACCGUGCUUAUAAUAUAGAAGCCAUAACCAUUGAGUCUAAUUUAGGCAACAUGUGCGAGUCUGGUGUCCUUGCUGAUGAUAUGGGCGAAAUUGUUGGACUUUGGUUGAUGCAUUUGGGUGAGCAUAGAUCUAAUGGGUCUGACGCAAAAUAUCAGCUUGGUAUCUCUUCGCGCGUUGUUUUACCCAUUCUCAAGCGUUUGCAAAACGGGGAAACUGGGGACCCUAGACUUCUUAAUGUUGAAGUUCGUGCAGUGCAAAUUUAUAAUGCCCGUAGCAUGGGUUUAACCCAGGAAUGGGUGCAAAAGUUCGAGCAGGCGAACGAAAGAAAAAGACAACUUUUCAUGGUCACGCAUGUUGAGGCCGGUACUAAACGUACUUUAACUGAUGGCGAUCUCUUGUUGACUAUCAACGGAAAGUUGGUUACAAGCGUCGAGCAAUUGGAAGUCGAACAGAACGUUGAGUCUGUGGAAGUUGAAAUCCUCCGCUAUGGUGAACUAUUAAAACUGACUGUUCCGACGUUUUCUACAAAGAAUACCGAAACAGAUCAUGUAGUGAUUUGCUGGGGCGCUGUACUUCAAGCUCCACAUCGUUCUGUUCGUAUGCAGUCGACAAAACUUCCCUCCCAGGUUUAUGUGACUACAGUUACACACGGCUCCCCGGCAGACCAAUUUGAGUUGGGUAUGGCCGUUUACAUUACUGCGGUCAACGGUGUACCGACACCAGAUCUCGAUGCUUUUGUUAGAGAAAUUCGCAAGGUCCCCGACAACUCAUAUGUUCGUGUCAAAACAGUUAGCUUUGAUUACGUGAACGUCGUCCUUACUAUUAAGAUGAACAAGCACUACUUCCCUACAGUCGAGCUUGUAAAGGACGAAAGCACACCUACUGGUUGGAGAGCAACUAAGUACGGCGAAAAUAGCGAAGGCAGUGAUCCCAGCAUUGCCCUCACAGUCGAUGACAACAUAGAAUUUGAUGAACAAGUUUAAGAUCUUCCCCCUUUUUUUCAUCUUUCCCGUAACCGAUAGACUAACAAGUUUUCAAGCUUACUUUUUGGACAAAAGCAAUCUUUUAUUCAUGACUAAAACAAAGAGGAAGCCUUGUUUUCAAUCAACAAAUCCACAACGUUUCCCAUGUGCUUGAUUACUUCAAGCGCAGCCUCAUAGGUUUUCUGACAAUGUUAGUAAGGCGAACCAAGAAUGAUAUACAUACGUCUUGUUGGGGUUCGUCAAAGAUUAUAAGGCAACCACUGCCUUGAUCAAGGAUACCGUAAAACACUUUGUCCAAAAUCAUCUGACUGAGCCUAAGAAAAGGUUAGUACCAAAAACACUCCCGUAGAAAGGAUAGAAAAACCACGUACUUUCCCUCCACUUGAGCAGUGGAAAGUCCAAUAAGUUUGGCGACAUGAGCGACCUCGACACGGCUAAAAGGUUCAAUGACACGGAGCAAGUUCUGCUCCAGAAGGUUGUCAUAUAGAGCAGAAAAGUGAGAGCGAAUAACAGGAUCCGAAGCCAACUCACUCUUGUAUUCCAGCAAGGUUUUUUCGAAAGCGGCGAGUGAACGGUCCUCAUGAGCCUUAGCAACUGCACGCAUAGCAUCUAAGUCACGACCAGCAAACUUUAUUGCGUGCUUUCCAGACAAAAGUGAUUUCACUUCUGAAGCCGAAUUAAGCAUAAUUUGGGAAAGGAGCAUGUAUUUUAAGGAGGCAAGUGCCUUUUUGUCGUCAUUCAGUGAGGUGUAACCUUCAUAAGCUUCGUAAAAAUAAGAGUAAGCGGUUUUAAAGUCCA
Molecule: messenger RNA, 4014 nt
Organism: Schizosaccharomyces japonicus yFS275
Lineage: Eukaryota; Fungi; Ascomycota; Schizosaccharomycetes; Schizosaccharomycetales; Schizosaccharomycetaceae
Product: serine protease
Exons: 1
Coding region: 241-3216 (991 amino acids)
Biological process (GO): cellular response to stress; protein catabolic process; lipid metabolic process
Cellular component (GO): nucleus
Molecular function (GO): serine-type peptidase activity; serine-type endopeptidase activity
Source: RefSeq, a predicted model, not a curated record